ACUCCGACGCUUGCACGCAGAGACGAGGGGGAAAGCCGGAGCGUGAGGAGCAGCGCCGGCUGCAGCGGCAGCGGGGCAAGCGCGUUGGGGGUGGGAGAAGAUUCUACCCGUAAGGACGCUGCCGUUGUAUGCUGGUGUGCGUGGAUGCAUGUGCGUGUGCGGGAGAGCGAGCGGGAGCCCCUGCUGCCGUCGUCACGCGGGCAGGAAAAAGGGGAGUUGAGGGGGGGCGGGUGGGGGCCUGAGUGGACGGUGCAUCACAGGACGCCGAUGUGCGCGGACGACUCCCCGACUCUGCCGUAUGCCCGCCCCGGCCCGGACAACUUCUGCCAUGGCGUCGCCUUUCUACCGCCCACCGGUGGGCAUGCAAGUGGGAAAUCAUCUUUUCCCUCAGCGCUGCACGACUGACUGAGGAACCAUGGUGAGCAAGGAGGGCGGCAGAUACAUGCUCACCAACUCGGAAUCCGACUCGGAGGCGGCGGUGGCGGUGGCACCCUUACCCACCGCCUCGCUGGCGCUGCAAGUCAAGUAUUCUCUGGACGCCAGUCGACAGGUGAGGAAGCGGAACAAGGCCCUGCAAGUGCGUUUCAAGGAUAUCUGCGAGGCGCAAAACGAACAGAGGGAGGCGGAGUUGGCCAAGGACGGGAAUCCCCUCUCUUACAAAGCGGCGUACCGCAAGUACAUGACCGUUCCGGCCCGUCGAUCCAUUCCCAAUGUCACGCGCAGCACCGGGGUGCAAACGUCCCCCGACCUGAAGAAGCGCUACCAGACGUUCCCCUUCGAGCGCAAGAAAGGGCACGCGUUGAAGCACGCGGCGCUCGCGGAAACGUACACGGGUCAGAAUAACGGCUUUGUCAUGGAGGUGAAGCCGGAUUCGCCGCGGUGUUUCGACGACGAGGCGGAGGAGGAGGAGGAGGAGGGAGCCCGCGGGGGGAGCAGAGUUUGGCGGACCAAAGCGUUGCUCCACACAAAUGAGCGCGUGGCUACGGUGGAGCGGCACGCGGCACCCGACGGCCCGUGCGGCGACGCGCCGCCGCCGAGUUGCGCCGUCAACGCGGACUACCAGCUCUGCGGCGUAGCAUCCAAAACCAGUGCGGGAUUACCACCGGGGGAAAGGCGGCCGCUCGAUCGCGAUGAAAUCGCGCCGCGUUCGCGAAACCUGCCGGAAAGGGCCUCCAAGGUGAGCGGGCCAAUCGCGUGGAACUCCCUCACCCAAGUGGAGUGCCUGGAGAGCCUGUCGGCACGGCACAAGCGUAAAAAAAGCCUGCAGCGCGACGGGCCGCAGAGCGAAACGUUGCCGCGCGCCGGCCGAGCCUGCGCCGCGCAGGCGCAGCGUCAUCCCGCCGACAAGCCCCAGCGAAUGGCGGCGGCUGACCAGGAGGCCUGUAAGCAAAUCGUGCCCGUGGAUCAGGACGGGCAUGUUAAAGCACAGCUUCAAGCCAUGGAAAACAUCAUCAGCUCCAGCCAGGAGACCAUCAAGGUGCUUCUGGGGGUGAUCCAAGAACUGGAAAAAGGGGAGGCCCACAGAGAGGGGCUCUCCUAUCGCACCGGACAGGACACAGCCAACUGCGACACAUGCCGGAACAGCGCAUGCAUUAUUUACAGUGUGGAGCUGGAUUUCAAGCAGCAGGAGGACAAACUGCAGCCUCUCAUGAAAAGACUCUGCCCCUCGGACGACAGCCACUUCCCCGCCUUGCCAUACCCCCACGAGGCCUUCACAUCCACGCCCAAGCGCAAGUCCAAAGCCGAGUCCAAGAAGCACGCCCGAUGGAGACUUUGGUUCAUGUGAAUGCAUCGCCGGGGCGGGGGGGCAGAACGUCACGCUUUCCUAACUCGGGAACUUCCGCCUGGCGCCAUUUUGGAAGUAAUUGUCGUCAAACUGGGAGUGAAAUCGCACCUGGGUGGGCGGUGACACACUUUUGACAAAAUGUGAUGAGCAGCUCCUUUCGAAGCUGCCGUCUAAUGAAAUUCCGGACUUGGGUCACGUUGGGACUACAUGGGCUUGUCUCUCACCAUACAGCAAAGCACAACAAACGCAGUUCAGGAACCCACACCCCCCCAAAUACCGAGACUAAUUUCACGUGUGAAACUGUUCAUACCGUCUCAAGGAAGAAAGCUACGAUCGAUUUUAUCCAUCUCUCAAAUGUCACAUUGACUUCUCGACUAACUUUGAAGGAGAUGUACAUAAGAAGAGUCUUGUUAAAUGAAACUUAUUUUCUUAAUGGCAUUUUUGGACAUCAAAGGACAUUUUUAUCUAUAGCUGUAUUAAAAAAAAAGAUCUUAAAGUUUUAGCUGAAUAUAUUUAGGAAAUCGGGGGGGCUGUUCGCAUUUAAUGCCACUAAGCUACUAUCAUCUUUUUAAAAUGGAGUCGAGGCUCUAAUAUAUGUACUGUAUAUUUUUGUUCCAGCCCUGAAAAUAAUGAACACCAUUGAAGGGUACUACAUGCGAUUGAUUGUAUUGCCGUGGUAAACCGAACCUGAACGUAAUGUACAGUGUAGCCUUGCAUUUUAGCAGGACUGAAACUGCUUCAAAAGAAACAACUGCAUUUUCAAAGACAAAUUCAAAGAUGAUUUUACUCCCAACCUUACGGGGAACACCGCCAACCUUGUCCGUAGGUUUAACAUUAUGAUUAGCACUUGAGAGAAACCUCCGAGAUUAUCUGUAUCUUGAAAAAAGUGCAAUUGAUUUACUAUGUGCAAUACCGUGUAUUUUAUACUGUUGAAAGAAAAAUAAAAAAUUUAAUAAGCAAACGAUGAAAAAAAAUUAAAGCAGACACCUACAAAACUUGGAA
Molecule: messenger RNA, 2788 nt
Organism: Hippocampus zosterae (dwarf seahorse)
Lineage: Eukaryota; Metazoa; Chordata; Actinopteri; Syngnathiformes; Syngnathidae
Product: inhibitory synaptic factor 2A
Exons: 4
Coding region: 416-1786 (456 amino acids)
Biological process (GO): inhibitory postsynaptic potential
Cellular component (GO): postsynaptic density
Source: RefSeq, a predicted model, not a curated record